Molecule: messenger RNA, 1034 nt
Organism: Dipodomys ordii (Ord's kangaroo rat)
Lineage: Eukaryota; Metazoa; Chordata; Mammalia; Rodentia; Heteromyidae
Product: opioid growth factor receptor-like protein 1
Exons: 7
Coding region: 1-606 (201 amino acids)
Cellular component (GO): membrane
Molecular function (GO): opioid growth factor receptor activity
Source: RefSeq, a predicted model, not a curated record
AUGAGCCGUCAAGUACCUAGCAGUAUUAGGAUUUUGAGUUGCCGAGCAGCUCGCGGUCUCUCCCAGGGCGAGCCUCCAUCCUUGAAAAGUGUGGGAGACGGGCCCGUCCAAAGUUACCAAGCCACGAGCCCCACCCCCACCCAAGCUGGCGAUUCCACAGAAGGGACCGCCAAACCAAAGAGAAGUUUUUAUGCUGCGAGAGAUUUGUAUAAAUACCGACAUCAGUACCCAAACUUCAAAGAUAUCCGCUAUCAAAAUGACUUGAGCAAUCUUCGUUUUUAUAAGAAUAAAAUUCCAUUUAAACCAGAUGGUGUUUACAUUGAAGAAGUUCUAAGUAAAUGGAAAGGAGAUUAUGAUAAACUGGAGCGCAACCACACUUACAUUCAAUGGCUUUUCCCCCUGAGAGAACAAGGCUUGAACUUUUAUGCUAAAGAAUUAACUACAUAUGAAAUUGAGGAAUUCAAAAAAACAAAAGAAGCAAUUCGAAGAUUCCUUCUGGCUUACAAAAUGAUGUUAGAAUUUUUUGGCAUAAAAUUGAUUGAUAAAACUGGAAAUGUUGCUCGGGCUGUUAACUGGCAGGAAAGAUUUCAGCAUUUGAAUGAGUAAGUCAAGCUCUGGGCAUGAAUCAGUCAUCUUCCAUUGGUCAGAGUUCUCUACAGGAAAUAGGUACAGCUGGCAUUUGGACCCAGGGAUUUGGGUUUAAAAUCCAGUCUCAAAGGCAUUUUAUCAUCUGUUCUACAUCCAAAAACCAAACCAAACAAUAGCUAAAAAGAAGGAAAUAUAGGUAGAAAAAUCUGAUAUUCAACUUCAAAGCUGUUUCUUCCUCAAAUUGUUUGCCACAGUUAUGUAUGGCCUCUGUCUCAGAGCCAUAUUUCUCAGAAUUUAUGGUGACUGCCUAUUUACAGUUUUUCCUAUCCCGUCAACAAGGCUGUAUGCUGCUUGGGGUAAAAAAUCAUUCCGUAAAAGUAAGACAUGCCCAUUCUAAAACAAGGGAAAUUGUUAUUAUCUUCAUUGAGAUUAAAAGAAAAACACAU